UUCUGCCUCAACCAUUCCGCCGCUCAACCUCUCUUUUCCUCUCUGACCCGAAGCAAAAACGACCCUUCUUCUCUCUCGCUCACUCGUCUCUUCCUCUCAUCUCUCUGAAAUCAAAAUCAACCGAGAACAAAAAAGAACAAUACCCAAAGCCUCCCUUUGGUUUGAAUUUCGAUCUGCCCUUCCCAAUCCUAUCUCGUUUUCUUUGUGGAAGCCGAGCAAAGACCCAAAAGUGGCAACGACGAUGCUCCAUACAGCCUUCAAACCGACGGGUUUAUAGUGUUUGAUAUAUAAGUUGGUACAAACAGAAACUCUGAAGUAAGAAACGAGCUAGCUUGGCUCUUGUUGGCAAGAAGAUGCAUCCUCCAUUAACUUUACAUAGGCACCCAAUGUGCGCUGAAAUCAUUGAGGAGUUCCAGAAGUGUCAUCUGGACCAUCCAAUUGGUAAAUUCUUUGGUGAAUGUACAGAGCUCAAGAUAAAGUUAGACCGUUGUUUCCGGCAGGAGAAAUCUAUCAAGCGAAAGGCCAACUUUGAACAAAGUAAGAAACUGAAAGAAAGGCUGCAAGCGAUGAGGAAAGAAGCUGCUGAGAAGAGCAGUGAGGAGAAAUUUAUGGGAGCUUAAGGAAAUGAUGCGCUGAGACGGUGAUGCGCUGACAUAUGCUUCAAUAUCUUCAAUUAUCAGCUGAAACAUUCAUUCAAUCUGUUCUUCCAGCUCUGGCGGUAGAUUUGGAGUGAGAUUAUGGGGGAUCGAUUAUUGUUGUGUAUGAUGUGGAAAACUUGUAUUUGAAAUUAGUGAUGCUUAUUGGAUAGCUAUACAUAUUUUUACCAAACAUGCGUAUGACGUUAUUUGUUUAUUUAUUCGAUGAUAAAAUAAAUGAUUAUAUUCUUGAUUCUUGAA
Linum tenue is the source of this 896-nucleotide messenger RNA. NCBI's taxonomy places the organism in Eukaryota, Viridiplantae, Streptophyta, Magnoliopsida, Malpighiales, Linaceae. The record is from the annotation of a GenBank genome assembly.